Manduca sexta (tobacco hornworm) is the source of this 6790-nucleotide messenger RNA. RefSeq names its product chromodomain-helicase-DNA-binding protein Mi-2 homolog (gene Mi-2). NCBI's taxonomy places the organism in Eukaryota, Metazoa, Arthropoda, Insecta, Lepidoptera, Sphingidae. The coding region runs from base 184 to 6087 and encodes 1967 amino acids. Gene Ontology annotation, cellular component: chromatin; nucleus. Gene Ontology annotation, biological process: chromatin remodeling; negative regulation of transcription by RNA polymerase II. Gene Ontology annotation, molecular function: chromatin binding; histone binding; ATP binding. The record is from RefSeq and is a predicted model, not a curated record. The transcript has 20 exons.
CUUUUUCUUUGCGUUUUUGACACUAUGUGUGAAAGAGAUGACAAAUCUUGCUAGUUCGCCGUGUAGUGACGGCGGCAUCAAUUUCUGAAUUAAUUACCAUUUGUCGCAAAAACUGCGCGUCCUUUAUCUUUUCUAGACCAAAAUCUCUCAUCUUAUUGUAGAUUGUGUUGAAUAGUAAUCUAAAUGGCAUCAGAUGAUGAAGUAGACGGUUCUUUUGCAGGUGAUGAGGAAGUGGAAGAAGGUGAGGGUCAGAACGAGAACUCCGGAGACAGUGAUGAAGCACCCCCAAAGGAGGAUGAAGAUUACUCACCAGAAGAUGGUAGAAAAAAGAAAAAGGGUAAAAAGAGGAAAGCCAGAGGAGAGGAGAAAAAAGGCAGAAAGAAAAAGAAGAAGAGAAAGAAUGAGAGUGAGGAUGACGAUGAUUUCGGUCUCGAGAUGGAGGCGGAGGGCGACAGUGACUACGCAUUGAGCGCCAUGUCGUCGAGCAAGAAGUCGCGCAAAGGCCGGGGCAGCAAGCACAACACGCCAUCCACUCCCGCCGCUUCCGAUUCCGGAUCAGCUGGCAUGCCCACGGUUGAAGAGGUUUGUGCCUCCUUCGGGCUCUCGGACGUGGAUAUACAGUUCACGGACGCGGACUACGAGAACCUCACCUCGUACAAACUGUUCCAGCAGCAUGUCAGGCCGAUGCUCGUCAAGGAAAACCCAAAGGUGCCUGUAUCGAAACUGAUGAUGUUGGUGGCGGCAAAAUGGCGCAUGUUCUGCGAAAUGAAUCCGCACCUCGGCGGGCCCACGCCGAACAUGGGCUCCGAGGAGAACACCAACACCUCCACGGCCUCAGACUACGUGCCCAAGAGGCCCGGCCGCACACCCAAGGAGUCCAAAAACGACGAGACAAUAGAAGAGCCAGAGGAAGAAGAAGAGGAGGAGGCGAGCGACGAGGGCGCGGCGGUGCCUCGCAAGCGCGGCCGCAAGCCCAAGGCGGGCGCCACCACGCCGCGCGGCAAGCCCGGCCGCAAGCCCAAGGUGCCCACGCUCAAGAUCAAGUUCAGCAAGCGCAAGCGCACCAGCAGCGAGGAAGAUCAAGAAGGCAGCGCCGGCGUUAAUUCAGACUCAGAUGCAGAAUUCGAGCAAAUGCUGGCCGAAGCCGAAGAAACUAAACCUCCUGCCGCAGCGGCACCUGAGGAGGGGGCACAGCCGAAGGAAGAUGAUCCGAAUGUGCCACAACCAAAAAGGAAAGCCAAAACCAAGAUUGGCAACAAAAAGAAGAAAAAGAAGUUGAAGACCACAAGUAAAUUCCCCGACGGCGCUGAGGGUGAACCUGAACAUCAGGAUUAUUGUGAGGUGUGCCAGCAAGGUGGCGAGAUAAUCCUGUGCGACACGUGCCCGCGAGCCUACCACUUGGUGUGCCUCGAGCCCGAGCUGGAGGAGACGCCCGAGGGGCGCUGGUCCUGUCCGCAUUGCGAGGCCGAGGGGAACAACGACCAGGACGACGAUGACGAACAUCAGGAGUUCUGCAGGAUCUGCAAAGAUGGCGGCGAGUUGUUGUGCUGCGACUCCUGUCCUUCGGCGUACCAUCGUUUCUGUCUCACACCACCGCUAGAGGAAGUUCCCGACGGAGAGUGGAAAUGUCCUCGAUGUAGUUGCCCUCCGCUAGAUGGCAAGGUGGCCAAGAUCCUGACGUGGCGGUGGAAGGAGCAGCCGGCCAAGUUGAAAGCGCCGCGCACACGCGAGUUCUUCGUCAAGUGGCACGAACGCUCCUACUGGCACUGCAGCUGGAUAUCGGAGCUACAGUUGGACGUGUUCCACCCGCUGAUGUACCGCUACUACAUGCGUAAGUCGGACCCGGAGGAGCCGCCCAAGCUCGAGGAGCCGCUCGAUGAGCGCGACAGCCGCGUCAAGAGACUCAAGGACAAACAGACCACCGACCAUGAGUCCAACGAGAAACUACUUGAGGAGAAAUACUACAGAUAUGGUGUGAAGCCUGAAUGGCUGGUGGUGCAUCGCGUCAUCAACCACCGCACUUCACGCGAUGGCACUACGUACUAUUUGGUAAAAUGGCGUGACCUGUCUUACGACCAAGCCACGUGGGAGUCUGAGCACGAAGAUAUUUCUGGAUUGAAGCAGGCUGUUGAUUACUACCAGGAUAUGCGCGCCUGUAUAACCUCGGAGGGCAAAACAAAAGGCACUAAAGGUAAGAAACCAGGACGUAAAAGCAAGACUAAAGACGUCAUCGAAGAGGAUGACAGCAGCACUGGUCUUCAAAUGCGUACUAAGAAAUACAAUCCGCCGCCAGACCGCCCGACCACUAAUCUAAACAAAAAGUACGAGGAUCAACCACCGUUUGUGUAUGAGACCGGCAUGCAGCUACAUCCGUACCAAUUGGAGGGUCUCAACUGGUUACGAUACUCGUGGGGACAAGGCAUCGACACUAUCCUGGCUGACGAGAUGGGUCUCGGUAAAACUAUCCAAACAGUCACAUUCCUGUAUUCUUUGUUCAAAGAAGGACACUGUAAAGGACCAUUCCUCGUCUCCGUGCCAUUGUCGACUAUUAUAAAUUGGGAAAGAGAGUUUGAACUCUGGGCUCCAGAUUUGUAUUGCAUUACCUAUGUAGGUGACAAAGAUUCUAGAGCAGUCAUCAGAGAAAAUGAAUUGACAUUUGAGGAUGGAGCAAAUAGAGGCGGAAGACCGUCGAAGAUUAAGUCGCAAGUGAAAUUUAAUGUAUUGCUUACGUCUUAUGAGUUAGUUUCAAUUGAUGCAACAUGCUUGGGAUCUAUCGAAUGGGCUGUCCUCGUAGUAGAUGAGGCCCACAGACUGAAAAGUAAUCAGUCUAAAUUCUUCAGGCUCCUAGCUGGCUAUCACAUUAACUACAAACUUCUACUCACCGGCACACCCUUACAGAACAAUCUGGAAGAGUUGUUCCAUCUACUCAACUUUUUGAACAAAGACAAGUUCAACGAUUUAGCCGCCUUCCAAAACGAAUUCGCCGACGUGUCAAAAGAGGAGCAAGUGAAAAGGCUUCACGAGAUGUUAGGACCUCACAUGCUGCGGCGUUUAAAGGCUGACGUAUUAAAGAACAUGCCGACUAAAUCAGAGUUCAUUGUGCGAGUUGAAUUGUCGCCUAUGCAGAAGAAGUAUUACAAAUAUAUCCUAACAAGAAAUUACGAAGCUCUGAACCCGAAGAGCGGUGGACAUACUGUAUCUCUUCUCAACGUGAUGAUGGAUUUGAAGAAGUGUUGUAACCAUCCUUACUUGUUCCCCGUAGCGGCGGAAGAAGCUCCACUCGGACCCCAUGGAAAUUAUGACACGCAAGCACUUAUUAAGGCCUCGGGAAAACUCGUAUUGUUAUCUAAAAUGUUGAGACAGCUCAAAGAACAAGGCCACAGAGUGCUUAUUUUCUCUCAGAUGACAAAAAUGUUGGAUAUUCUUGAAGAUUUCUUAGAAGGAGAAGGGUACAAAUACGAGCGAAUUGAUGGUGGUAUUACUGGUACUAUUCGACAGGAAGCCAUAGAUAGGUUUAAUGCGCCCGGUGCUCAGCAGUUUGUCUUCUUGUUGUCGACAAGGGCUGGUGGUUUGGGUAUUAACUUGGCUACUGCCGACACCGUAAUUAUCUAUGACUCUGAUUGGAAUCCACAUAACGACAUUCAGGCGUUCUCAAGAGCCCAUCGUAUCGGCCAAGCGAAUAAAGUUAUGAUUUACCGUUUCGUCACUCGUAACAGUGUAGAAGAAAGAGUUACGCAAGUGGCUAAAAGGAAGAUGAUGUUGACUCAUUUAGUGGUGCGGCCUGGAAUGGGCGGCAAAGGUGCUAAUUUCACCAAACAAGAAUUAGACGACAUUUUGAGAUUCGGUACAGAGGAAUUGUUUAAAGAAGAAGAGGGUAAAGAGGAAGCUAUUCAUUAUGACGAUAAAGCAGUAGGCGAGUUACUUGACCGCUCUAAAGAAGGUAUUGAGCAAAAGGAGUCUUGGGCUAACGAGUACCUCAGUUCAUUCAAAGUGGCUAGUUACUCAACAAAAGAAGGGGAUGGAGAGGAGGAGGUUGAUACAGAAAUUAUUAAACAAGAGGCAGAGAAUACAGAUCCGGCGUAUUGGAUAAAACUUCUGAGGCAUCAUUACGAACAGCAUCAGGAAGACCAGGCGAGAACGCUUGGUAAAGGCAAACGAGUGCGUAAACAAGUUAAUUAUAACGAUGGAAGUGUUGCGCAGACCGAGAACAGAGAGGAUUCCACAUGGCAAGAGAAUGGCUCGGAUUACAAUUCUGAUUUCUCACAAGGUAGCGAAGAUGACAAGGAAGAUGACGACUUUGAUGAGAAGAAUGACAAUGGGGACCUAAUGAGUCGCCGUAGUAGGAGACGUCUCGAAAGACGCGAGGAACGCGACAGACCACUACCGCCUUUACUGGCGCGAGUCGGCGGCAAUAUGGAGGUCCUCGGCUUUAAUGCUAGGCAGAGGAAGUCAUUCCUUAACGCCAUCAUGCGAUAUGGUAUGCCUCCACAGGACGCGUUCAACUCGCAAUGGCUAGUGAGAGAUCUUAGAGGAAAAUCCGAAAGGAAUUUCAAAGCCUACGUAUCCUUAUUUAUGCGACACUUGUGUGAACCAGGAGCAGAUAAUGCGGAAACGUUUGCAGACGGUGUACCCAGAGAAGGUUUAUCUCGACAGCAUGUUCUCACAAGAAUUGGUGUGAUGAGUCUAAUCAGGAAGAAAGUUCAAGAGUUUGAACACAUUAACGGUUAUUAUAGUAUGCCGGAAUUGAUUAGGAAACCAGUAGAGCCUGUGAAAGUGGCUGGAGCAGAGGGAAGCGCGGCGGCGAGUCCAGCCCCUUCCACCGCCACACCCAUUACAUCUGCCGCACCCUCCCCCGCGCCCACGCAGCUCACGCAGGCUUCGGGACAGGCGCCAACGCCCGGUGGGUCGGAGAAAGAUGACAAAGAGGAAACAAAGGAUGAAAAAUCUGAAUCUAAAGAGAAAAUUAAGGAUGAGCCAAUGGACACCAGUGAAAUUAAAGAAGAAGUUACAGAUGAUAAAGAAUCGUCUAAAGAUCAGGAUGACAGUAAAGAUGCAGACAGGCGAAUGUCUGUGGACGAGGAGCCAUCGAAAGACGAUGACAAUUCUGAAAAUAAGAAAGAUGAAAAAGAAUCUAAAAUAAAAGAAGAGAACAAGGAAGAUGCGGACAAGAAAGAUGACGCUAAGAGUGAGAAGGCAGAGUCUGAAGCUUCGGAGAAACCCAAAGAUGAAAAGAAGGACGAAGACGAUGACGACGUGGUCCUAGUGAAAGAGGAGGAAGAUCUGAAAGUGGAGCGGCGUAAGUUCAUGUUCAACAUUGCGGAUGGCGGGUUCACGGAGCUGCACACGCUGUGGCUGAACGAGGAGCGCGCCGCAGCUCCCGGCCGCGAGUACGAGAUCUGGCACCGGCGGCAUGACUACUGGCUGCUCGCUGGCAUCGUCACGCACGGCUACGGACGCUGGCAGGACAUACAGAACGACCUGCGUUUCGCCAUUAUCAACGAGCCAUUCAAGAUGGACGUCGGCAAGGGCAACUUCCUUGAGAUCAAGAACAAGUUCUUGGCGAGGCGUUUUAAGCUGUUGGAGCAAGCGUUAGUGAUCGAGGAGCAACUCCGUCGUGCAGCGUAUCUGAACCUAACGCAGGACCCGAACCACCCCGCUAUGUCGCUUAAUGCGCGGUUCGCCGAGGUGGAAUGCCUCGCGGAGUCGCACCAGCACCUCAGCAAGGAGUCGCUGGCCGGCAACAAGCCCGCCAACGCUGUGCUGCACAAGGUGCUGAACCAGCUGGAGGAGCUGUUGUCGGACAUGAAGUCUGACGUGUCGCGGCUGCCGGCCACGCUGGCGCGCAUCCCGCCGGUGGCGCAGCGGCUGCAGAUGUCCGAGCGGUCCAUCCUGUCGCGCCUCGCCGCCACCGCCGGCAACCCCGUACCCGCCGCUCAAAUGCAGCAGUUCCCGGGCGGGUUCCAGUCGGGCGGGUCGCUGCCCGGGUUCGCGCCGUCCGCCGCGGCCGCCGCCAACUUCUCCAACUUCCGCCCGCAGUACUCGGUGCCGGGACAGCCUACAUCCACUGGAUCUUCUAAUAAAUCAUAAGCGCCGUAACUUAUACACCUUUAUUCAAUUUGACACAAUCGCAGGUAAAACAUAGUUUCUUAUUUAUUUAUGUGGUAGGAGCAAAUCGCUUGUCUAUUGUAAGAUGUUCAUUGUAUAAGAUAUCGUACCGAUCUAUUACAUGUAGUACUUGGCUCGAACGCAAGUAACAUGAAGGUAUUGUUUGUUUUAGCGAGCGGUUAUGUGGUUGCAUAGGUGAAUAUUGUAGAUGUAAGCUUUCCAAGAUUCCUGUUCCACCUUGGGUUUGAAGUGAUAAUUUUAGUGACCUAGUGCAGUAAUUAUGUUAGGUAACAUAAUGUCAUAUUGAAGCAACACUCACAAUAUUAUUUAUUUCAUCCUGAUCUGUAUGAAUCUUGUCUAAUGUAAUGUGAAGUGACUGUGGACUUAUGAAAUCUUUAUUUUUAAUUUACCAAAAAUGAACACUGAAUAAAUCAUACAGUUAAGUGAGAUUGUGAUUUGAUUUACCCUUCACCUAUUGGCGACUAUCAAUCUUACUCGAUGAGGAUGAUAAGCCACGUAAAUUAUUACAAUUUAACGCUCGAAUGGAAUAUUUUAAAAAAAUUGUCUAUAUUGUUUACAUUAGCGACAGUGAUCUUUAAAAUAUUGUAAACAAUCAUUUGUGAUUGUAAACUUGUAGUGUAAUAUAAGGACACGAAAUAAAAAUAAAUCAAUAAAUUAUGAAAAA